Molecule: messenger RNA, 858 nt
Organism: Cryptosporidium muris RN66
Lineage: Eukaryota; Apicomplexa; Conoidasida; Eucoccidiorida; Cryptosporidiidae
Product: phosphoglycerate mutase family protein
Exons: 1
Coding region: 1-858 (285 amino acids)
Cellular component (GO): cytosol; cytoplasm
Molecular function (GO): phosphatase activity
Source: RefSeq, a predicted model, not a curated record
AUGUAUUGGUAUUUCAUAAGGCAUGCUGAAUCCACAAAUAAUGCAACUCUCAAUGAUGACACAACAAAUGAUAGUAGCGAAUUCAAUAAUAAAAGGGCCCCUGAUCCUAGUCUUACAGAAUUAGGAAUUAAACAAGCAACAAGAACAGCUGAGGUUUUAUUAUCUGAAUCUAGCUUAGUAUGGAUAACUCAUGACAAUAAUAUAAGGAAGCUUAAAUUGGGUAUGCCUAAAUUUAAUACUAUAUAUUGCUCACCUUUAAGGCGUUCUUUAGAAACUGCAUUUCUUAUUCAGAAGAAAGUUAACUGUAAAGUUAUAGUGUUGAAAGAUCUUUGUGAAGUUGGAGGUGUAUUUCAUGGUAAACGUCUAUAUUUACCUGAUAUGAAUGAUUCUAUAUAUUGUUCUGGUUUGUCACGUAGCGAAAUAUUAAAGCUAUACCCUGACUUUGAAUUGGAAGACAAAAUUACGGAAAAGGGAUGGUGGAAUCAGCCACAGGAGUCAAUUAAAUGUGCCUUAAGUAGGGCAGAUAAGGUUAUAGAGUGGAUUUGGUCAAUUAGUAAGAAUGAUCUACAAGUUCACGACAAACUAACAGACUCAGCAUCUAUACUCAUUACUCACGGCUUAUUCCAAAAUAUACUCAUGAAGAAGCUACUUUUAGGUAAAGGUGUAGAGAUAUCACCAAAUGAGAAGUUAAUCUUUCCAUGUGAUAACUGUGGUAUUAGUCAGUUACUGUUUUGUCCAAAUACUACAGAAGACAAUUCAAAGAGUGAUGACAAUAUAGUUGUAUGUCUUAAGUGGAACUCAACAGAUCACUUAGAUCCCAAAAUGCGAACAACAGUAAAUAUAAUAAAACGAAGAUAG